Messenger RNA from Patiria miniata (bat star), 1967 nucleotides. RefSeq names its product melatonin receptor type 1B-A-like. The coding region runs from base 444 to 1562 and encodes 372 amino acids. Gene Ontology annotation, biological process: G protein-coupled receptor signaling pathway. Gene Ontology annotation, molecular function: G protein-coupled receptor activity. NCBI's taxonomy places the organism in Eukaryota, Metazoa, Echinodermata, Asteroidea, Valvatida, Asterinidae. The transcript has a single exon. Gene Ontology annotation, cellular component: membrane. The record is from RefSeq and is a predicted model, not a curated record.
UUUUGUACGAAGACAUGUCUCACAAAAUAUCAGUGCGCCAGGAGGUACCGCCAACGUGCUGUACACAAAAACAUCCACAUUAAAUUUCAUCGAGAAAAUGCAUCUCCAGGGAAAUAUGUUUUUGUCCUUUCAUUUUCCCAACACAAGCAUCAUUACGAUUUUGUUAUCACAAUGUUAAACGUUGACUCCUCUCUGGAUUGGUUACACAGGUGUGAUGAAAGACGCUGCGCUGAUAUUGUGCUCAUUCAACAAUGCAGAUAUUGGCAAUGCCAUACGACCGACAAACAGUGCGGCUGUUAGCUAUGUAUCUAAGCGCAUGACAGUAUGGCCUAUAACAAACGCUUUACACUUUCUCGGCAUAUAGGCCUACAUAAAUGAAAAUGCAACUACUUCUGAACUAAAUCCUUCGUUUUGUUUUCCGAUCUGACCGGACAAAUUCAAACAUGGCUUUGAUGAGUAUGAACAACACAUCGUCGAUCAUGAACCACACCACCAUGCAACCAGCGACCCUUAAUCCAUCUCUUUACCCGUACAAUGCCCGAAUCGGUGUGGCCUGUGUGUGGAUCGUAGCUGCGGUCCUUGGACUCGUUGGGAACAGCCUCGUGAUCUGGUCGGUCGUCCUGUCCAAGAAACUCCGCACGGUGACCAACGCAUUCGUGGUCAACCUCAGCCUGGCCGAUUUCUGGACGAGUCUGUGUUACCCGUGGCAGGCCGUCGCCAUACUGAGCCACGGGUCCUGGCCGUUAGCUACAGAGGUCCCAUGCUACAUCGCCGCAGUGCAGUUAUACACUGGUAUCGGUGCAAGCCUUUACUCGUUGGCGGCGAUAGCCUUCAAUCGCUACAUGCUGGUCACCAAGAAACCUGCAACAUACAGUCGUUGGUACUCCCCGGGAAAAGUCUCCUCCAUGCUCGCUGCGACUUGGGUCAUCCCGUCGAUCGUGUUCUUCUUGCCGCCAGUUCUUGACAUUGGCGACUUUGGUUACGAUCUUCAGGACAACACGUGUUCAGACAUAGAUGUUCAUCCCCGCGGCCCAGACUACAACCUUGCUCAGUGUCUUGGAAUUUUCCCGGUUCCCAUGCUCAUCAUCAUCAGUUCCUACACGGCACUCUACAUCCAUCUCAAACGUCACUUCAGGAAGCAGAAGAGGAGACGCACUCAGCAAGAUAGCGAAGCCCCGCAUGACAAGGCAGUAGGGAUGUCAACCGUCAGUUUGACCGUAUCGACCAAAUCCUCAAGGAUGUCCACCGACGAUAUAGCCAAAAGCCAACGGAGAGCAAUCAGCCGUCAGCAACUUGCUAUCACCAAGAAUCUUUUCAUGGUCUUCUGUGUCUUCUUCGUACUUGUUUCUCCUUAUUUCAUCUCUCUGGUCGUACCAAGCAGUCGACCGUUUGCUCUGUAUGGACUAUCCAUCACUAUCCUGAAUAGCUGCGUCAACCCCAUCAUCUACACAGUUAACCAUCUUCAUUUCAAGGGGGUACUUCGGAAGAUCCUUCGUUGUCAAUACUCCCAGAUACCUGAACCAUCCGACUGGUUGAAAUCCGUGUUGUCUAGGAAAAAGUAAAAACAAAUUAAAAGUGACACAAGCAUAUAUUGAACCACUCGCAAUCGCCAGUCCAUUUUUCUGUUUCACAGUCACAUAAUCGGGUAUUAUUGUUCUCAAUCCACAGGAGUAUGUGUUAAUGCGGCGCUGAAAACACAGCACGUCCUUGACGCGUGCGUAUUAACGGAUUAAGACAAUGGCUUUCGGGCCCAGGGCCCACAGCUUCCAACAUUGUGGGGCGUACCACACAUUUUUUAAUAGGCAAUAAUCUGAGAACGAAAUCAUUGGGCUAAAGUUCAUCUUCAUUAAAUUAUGCUUCAGGCUGAUAUACCAGUUUUUGAUAUACCAGCGUUAUCGGGUUAACUGGCAAUUUAAAGCAAUUCUGUUCGUUAAAGCAUCGUUUUUCUUCCCAUUAUGGCCACGUUA